Molecule: messenger RNA, 2026 nt
Organism: Gossypium raimondii (Peruvian cotton)
Lineage: Eukaryota; Viridiplantae; Streptophyta; Magnoliopsida; Malvales; Malvaceae
Product: suppressor of mec-8 and unc-52 protein homolog 2
Exons: 11
Coding region: 159-1868 (569 amino acids)
Biological process (GO): mRNA splicing, via spliceosome
Cellular component (GO): nucleus
Source: RefSeq, a predicted model, not a curated record
UCUUUAUUCGUUCAUUAGUCUCACCUUCAUUCGCAAUCUAAACCCUAACUAGAGAGAAAAUUACAAAUUAAAAAGAUCAAAACCCUAAACUCUUAUAUUCGUCUAUUCACGAGCGUCGAAUCCUUAACUUUCUGUAACAAAUUACAAAAUUUUUAUCAAUGACUUCCUCGAAGAAAUACUACAAGGAAAAAAUCGCUCGUCGCAAAGAGGAGAAAGCGGAAGAACCAGAGCAACCAAAGUACAGAGACAGAGCUAAGGAGCGAAGAGAGGAUCAAAAUCCAGAUUAUGAGCCAACUGAAUUAGGUUCUUUUCAUGCUGUUGCUCCUCCUGGAACCGUCGAUCUUCGGUCAGCUGAUGCUCACAAGAUAUCCAUUGAGAAGAGCAAGUACCUUGGAGGUGAUGUGGAACACACUCAUUUGGUCAAGGGGUUGGAUUAUGCUUUGCUUAACAAAGUUAGGAGUGAGAUUGAUAAGAAGCCUGAAGCCGGGGAAGAAACCGAUGGAAAGUCGAGAAAAUCAAAAGAAGACCAGCAAUUAUCAUUUCGAACAGCCACUGCAAAGUCAGUAUAUCAGUGGAUAGUUAAACCUCAAACUGUUAUGAAGACAAAUGAAAUGUUUCUACCUGGUCGAAUGGCGUUUAUUUUUAAUAUGGAGGGUGGCUAUUCUAAUGACAUUCCAACCACCUUGCACAGGAGUAAAGCUGACUGUCCAGUGCCUGAUGAAAUGGUUACUGUCAAUGUUGAUGGUUCUGUGCUUGAUCGAAUUGCUAAAAUUCUGUCAUAUCUUCGCCUCGGGUCAUCUGGGAAGGUUCUCAAGAAGAAAAAGAAGGAAAGGGAUGCCAAAGGGAAGAUUUCAUCUCUUGGUAAUGAAUACUAUGAAGAGGAAAAGUUAUCAAAGCCUAAUGAUGGAGUGUCUAACGGUAGAACUGAGAAGGAAAUUUUGCCCCCGACGCCUCCCCCUCCAAGGAAAAACCAUCUUGAUUCGAGGGAGAAGCAAGGCCCGACUAUUGCUAGAGCAGAAGAGGAUGAUAUAUUUGUGGGGGAAGGCGUUGACUAUAAUAGUCCUGAGAAAGAUGCAGUACCAAGCCCUCUUUCAGAGGAUAUGGAAGAGUCACCUCGACAUAAAGAAAGAGUUUCAUACUUUCCUGAACCUGCUUACGGCCCAGUGUCGCCUUCUGCUGCUCAGGAAUGGCAAGAACUGAAUGGUUACGAUGCCCUCCAAACACAGGCCUUGGCUGGUGGGUACCAAGGAGAGUGGCAGGAUUACCAAUAUGCUGACCAAUUGGCUUAUCCUGAGCAAUACCUACAGGCUAGCAUGCAAGGUUAUGAGGUACAAGCUGGAUCAAACAUUCCACAAGAUCCUCGAUAUAUGACUCAAGAAGAGAAGGACCGAGGAUUGGGAUCUGUGUUCAAGCGGGAUGACCAAAGGCUUCAACAAUUGAGGGAGAAGGAUGCUCGUGAGAAGGAUCCUAAUUUCAUAUCUGAGAGUUACUCUGAAUGUUAUCCUGGUUAUCAGGAGUACAACCGUGAGAUUGUUGACAGUGAUGAUGAAGAUGACUUGUCCAAAAUGGAUAUGGGAGGACGAGCUAAGGGUCGUCUUCAUAGAUGGGACUUUGAAACAGAAGAGGAAUGGGCAACGUACAAUGAGCAGAAGGAAGCAAUGCCAAAGGCUGCAUUCCAGUUUGGUGUGAAGAUGCAAGAUGGAAGGAAGACAAGGAAGCAAAACAAGGACCAGAAGCUCAACAACGAGCUACACAAGAUUAACAAAAUACUGGCAAGAAAGAAGAUGGAGAAAGAAUCAGGUGGUGGUGAAGGUGGAAGUCAUAGCGAUGAUGUACAGCCUGGAAAGAAACUUAGGAUAUCAGGUUAAAAAGUUCCAGUUCCUUUACCAGAAAGGUAAAGAAAAGCUACUAUUUCUUGGAGCUGAUGUGUUAAUUUGUAUGAAGGUAGGUCAUUGGCAAAGAGUGCAAAAUUCAUGGAAAAAUCUUUUUUUAGAGCAAUGAAAUGCCAACUAAAGUCGUUAUUAUA